Topomyia yanbarensis is the source of this 1851-nucleotide messenger RNA. RefSeq lists its product as uncharacterized. The record is from RefSeq and is a predicted model, not a curated record. Gene Ontology annotation, biological process: DNA integration. Bases 1 to 1851 code for a protein of 616 amino acids. Gene Ontology annotation, molecular function: nucleic acid binding. Lineage: Eukaryota; Metazoa; Arthropoda; Insecta; Diptera; Culicidae. The transcript has a single exon.
AUGGGGGCGCAAACCCUCGCUGGAAUCAGGAAGUCCAGGUUCAAUGGACACGAUUUCAUUCAUAAAUCGCCAGAUUUAUGGCCACAACAAGUUCUACCGCCAGCAAAUACGUUAACGGAGAUGAGAGCCACGUUUUUGUUUCAUCACAUAGUAUUGACCGAGCAGUUCAUGGAUGUCAGCAGAGUCUCUAAAUGGAACAUACUUGUGCGAACAGUGACCUGUCUGUUUAGAUUCGUUUCUAAUUGUAGACGUAAAGGCCGCGGACAGCCCAUCGAGAGCCUAAAGCCGACAGAAGUUCAGGCAAAACGAAUUGUGACGAACUUGUCUGCAGUGAGAGUUCCAAUACGCCAAGCAGAAUUCAAAAAAGCCGAAGAGGUGCUGUUCAAAAUGGCACAGAGCGAGGCGUUCGGAGACGAAAUAAAAACAAUUCGCAGGAAUCAGGAAUCAGAUCGUAGUCAAUGGAUUACUCUGGAGAACUCGAGUGAACUACGCGGAAUGACGCUUCUUCUUGAUGAUUCCGGAGUCCUACGGUUGGAAGGCCGUAGUGCAAAUGCGGAGUUUCUACCAUUUGACCUGCGUUUGCCGAUUAUACUGCCGAAGGCCAACGGAGUUACAAAAAAGUUAGUCCAAUAUUUUCAUGAAAGGUUCGGUCAUGCUUUCAGAGAGACGGUGAAGAAUGAACUCAAGCAAAGAUUCUUGAUACCAAAGAUAAGUUCCUUGAUCGCUAAGGUCGAAAAGCAAUGUGUUUGGUGUAAAAUUCAUAAGAAUCGUCCACACACGCCAAGAAUGGCGGCACUUCCGGUACAACGAUUAACUCCAUUUCAACGGCCUUUCACCUAUGUAGGCGUUGAUUAUCUGGGCCCGGUGGAUGUAACCGUAGGACGACGCACAGAAAAACGGUGGGUCGUGGUCUUCACAUGCCUUGUAGUGCGAGCCAUUCAUCUCGAGGUAGCUCACAACCUUACUGGUCAGUCUUGUGUCAUGGCCAUCCGACGCUUUAUAUGUCGCCGAGGACCAGCAGCGGAGUAUUUCUCAGACAAUGGAACGAAUCUGCGAUCGGCUAGUAAAGAGAUGCUACAACAGUUUCGGGAAAUCAAGGACGAGUGCGCAGAAGAGUUCACAAAUGCCAGAACUAAGUGGCACUUCAAUCCGCCCGCCACGCCACACAUGGGAGGCGUGUGGGAGCGUAUGGUACGAACGGUUAAAGAGGUGAUGAGUGUAUUGAACGACGGCCGGAGACUCAACGACGAAAUUUUAUUGACUUCACUUUCCGAGGCAGAAGAUAUGAUAAACAGCCGUCCUCUUACGUUCGCACCACAGGAAUCGUCUGUAGCAGCUCUAUCCCCGAAUAUGUUUCUACGAGGAGUAGCACCUAACGAACCACAGGAUGUUAUAACGCCGACGAAUGUGGGUCAGGCACUUCGGGACUCCUACAAACGUUCUCAACAACUGGCAGAUAACAUGUGGCGGCGCUGGAUAAAGGAGUAUAUUCCGAGUAUCAACCAAAGAAACAAAUGGUUUGGAGAAUCCAAGGCUUUGCAGAAGGGAGAUCUAGUUUACGUUGUGGAAGGUGAACGUCGCAAGGUAUGGAUACGCGGGAUCGUCGAAGAAUUAAUCGUGUCUAGCGAUGGGAGAGUACGGCAGGCCAUGGUAAGGACCAACGGCGGGCUAUUUAGACGUGCAACCGCCAACCUAGCGGUAUUGGAGAUAAAUGAGGGUAACGCUGAUCCGGUGGCUGGAUCCGAACCAGGAUUACAGGUCGGGGAAUUGUUGAGUUCAACCAUGGUGGGCAAACCCACUAGGUCUGGCGGAAGGCACAAUUCUGUCAUCGCACUAGAGACAGCUCAGUGA